AUGGAUAAACUCCCUGUUGAGCUGGUCGGACAUCUCUGUCUGUUUCUGGAACAACCGUCGCUUUGCUCUUUCCGCCUUACCUGUAAAGCAUACGCUCAGAUUGGCGAGGGGCACCUCUUUCACAAUUUCGAAUUUCGACUUAAACCGAACCAUCAUAGAUUACACUCUCUUCAGCUUCUAGCUGCGGAGUCCUCGAUCGCAUCACGACUCCGCUGCAUCUCAUUGGAGUCCGGCGUCCAAUUGGAAUAUGCCGACUAUCGAUACUGGCAGACUCAAGUCUACCAGGACAAGAAGACCGCUUGGGAGCGCAGUGUCGCUGCCGGAGGGGCUUCCAGAGACGAGUACAAGCAGUUCCACGAACGCCUUCAAGCCAUGUUCACCACGGACCUACCUCGUAAAUAUGACUUGUAUCGCUGGCACCUCGAUCAGCAGGCAGCAGCGAUGGCCGAACGGGAUGUUAGGAACAAGCUCAUGCGUAUACUGGCCUCGCUCAAAGAGUCGACUCCAGAGUUGCGGCUGAAGAUGAUAAUGGCCGAACCUCAGAUUCAGCUAGAAGACCUCAAGGCGUUCGAUCCUGAGAAGUUUGCAACUGACAAACCCUACGACCCAGACCCACGUCGCGGGGUUUCGAACCGACGCCAGCAUUGCUUAGAUCACUUUAUCAACUUUCUCGACGCUGCAAACCUCUCUAACCUUGAGGUAGCGGAUCUGACAGCCAUCGACAUGCCUCAUCAAUUGCUCACUGUUGACGGGAUACAUGGCUCGCAAGUGUUGGAAGAGACCUUCCAAGGACUCAAAAAGUUGGAGAUGAGCGUGAGCGCUUUUCCGCACAGCGACUGGCUUACCCGUGGUGGGAAUGGAGAAGUCUAUUACGGUGGUAGAAAUCUUGCUGCGAGAAGACUGAGGAUGCUGUUAAACUGUCCUUCCAGUCUUGAGCAUCUGAGCCUGGAAUUCCCGGUCGGACAACAAUCCGAAUAUUCCCAUGACUUAUUUGACACGACCAAUUUGGAUCGGUUUCCGAGGCUCUGGUUGCCACAUCUGAGGUCACUUGCUCUGCGCCAUUUCAGAUGUAGGUGGGGACAGCUGAAAGCUCUACUUGAUGAAGGAGGGAAUCUGAACUCGUUGAUGCUAAGGGAUUGUCGUCUGGAGACGGGAUCAAUUAUAGACUUGCUCGAGUACCUUCGCAGGAGGCGAUUCCCUAAAGCUGAGCUACUCGGCACUUGGUAUGUUGAUGAGGACUGCGGCCAAUGGCACGCUCACACAGAGAGUGACUUCACCAGCUGUUCGGCUUCAACUUCCUACGAAGGUCCGUAUGCACGAGCAGGAACACGAUCCAGGGUGGAAGGUUUCAUCCAGGGCAAAGGCGAGUGUCCGUUCCCGCGGUGGACGGUAGAAGAUGACCCACCCCGUCUUUGGGAAGAAACAGGGGACACGAGUUGGCAUUUUCUUGCGGGCCAGCCACACCACUGA
Molecule: messenger RNA, 1470 nt
Organism: Cladophialophora yegresii CBS 114405
Lineage: Eukaryota; Fungi; Ascomycota; Eurotiomycetes; Chaetothyriales; Herpotrichiellaceae
Exons: 1
Coding region: 1-1470 (489 amino acids)
Source: RefSeq, a predicted model, not a curated record